AUGAGAAAGGGAGGCCGGGCCCGAGGCUCUCCUGAAAGUAAACCGAGAUUGCUUUUUGAAAUCUUGGCGAGACUAGGGCCGAUCCUCCGCGACUCAAAACAUUUUGGAAAAGGACAACAAUGUUCCCCUGAAGUCUUAAAACGUGCUCUUAGAAAAUCGCUUGACGCGUCGAGGCAUUCUCGGCAAGCCUUAUCAGCCUGUGGAAAAGAAGAAGCCAUCGACCGACCAUCACCCACCUUUACCCACAUAGUAAUCCGGUUCGACCGAUACAAACAACACUACCGGGAUGAAUUGGCCGCACCGGCCGGUCCACUCUCCGGACAGUAG
Molecule: messenger RNA, 327 nt
Organism: Puccinia graminis f. sp. tritici CRL 75-36-700-3
Lineage: Eukaryota; Fungi; Basidiomycota; Pucciniomycetes; Pucciniales; Pucciniaceae
Exons: 3
Coding region: 1-327 (108 amino acids)
Source: RefSeq, a predicted model, not a curated record